CAAAACUCUUCAGCGGCCAGUCCAAAAGAGAAACUUGGGUUGAAAUGGUAACGGAAGUGACGGUUCGUCAAGUGACUGUUGGAUAUUCCCAGAGGAUCCUCUCAAUGGCAAUUUUACAAAUCCUACCAAAUCAAUAAUAUAUUUGUUGAAUACUCGCGGCUAUAAAGGAUCACGCAAGGCAUCAUCCUAAGAGCAGGGUACAAACGCCUUCAUCAUUUUCUCUCCUCAUUCUUAUAAAGUUUGGUAGGCGGUGACCGCGGCCGUGGUUGGUGGGCAAAGAUGGAUCCUGCAUCAGGUUCUCUGAAGAUGACGAUGGUGGUCGUUUUGUUAUCGAUCUCGUGCAUCGUGUCAAGCGCUCAAGAUUUUGAUUUCUUUUACUUCGUUCAGCAGUGGCCAGGCGCUUAUUGUGAUACCAAAUUCGGCUGUUGCUACCCGAAGACAGGCAAACCUGCUGUGGAUUUCAGCAUUCAUGGCCUCUGGCCCAACUACAACGACGGCGGCUACCCUUCCCACUGCGACAAUGGCAGCCCAUUUCUUCCUUCCGAGAUAUCGGACUUGAGGGAUGAGAUGGAGAAGCAGUGGCCUUCUCUGUCGUGCCCAAGCAGCGACGGCACCAGCUUUUGGUCCCACGAGUGGGAGAAGCACGGGACUUGCUCUGAAUCGGUGCUGAACCAGCACCAGUACUUCCAAGCUGCGCUCAACCUCAAAACCCAACUCAACCUCCUCCACAUCCUAACCAAAGCAGGAAUUCGGCCAGAUGGAGGAAGUUACAGUUUAGAAAGCAUAAAGAAUGCCAUACAAGAAGCAACAGGGUUUGCCCCAGGUAUAGAAUGCAAUGUUGAUGAGAGCAGGCAACCGCAGCUCUACCAGAUCUUCGUAUGUGUGAACACAAAGGGAACCAACUUCAUUGACUGCCCUGUCCUGCCAAGAGGAAGAUGUUCCUCGGAAGUUGAAUUUCCUGCUUUCUGAAUCAAAGUCGCGUCUCCAGAUUGUUGGAGGACGAGAUUAGCUCAGCAAAUUCCUACCCCAUGACAAAUCUCAGACAGUUGAAUCUUUUGCACUCUGGUUAAUGAGAAAAAAAAGUUCAAAUACAUGCAAUAUAAUUUACAGUACUGCCUUAGCUGCAGUGGAUUGUGCUAAACCCACUUCCUGGAAGGAUAGUCAAAACUCUGUGUGUGUGUGUGUGUGUAUAUAUAUAUAUAUUGAGGAACUGAACCUCACGAUUUCAUGGGGUUCCCUUCCCUU
Molecule: messenger RNA, 1245 nt
Organism: Nymphaea colorata (pocket water lily)
Lineage: Eukaryota; Viridiplantae; Streptophyta; Magnoliopsida; Nymphaeales; Nymphaeaceae
Product: ribonuclease 1-like
Exons: 5
Coding region: 280-969 (229 amino acids)
Biological process (GO): RNA catabolic process
Cellular component (GO): extracellular region
Molecular function (GO): ribonuclease T2 activity; RNA binding
Source: RefSeq, a predicted model, not a curated record